Molecule: messenger RNA, 2294 nt
Organism: Rhopilema esculentum
Lineage: Eukaryota; Metazoa; Cnidaria; Scyphozoa; Rhizostomeae; Rhizostomatidae
Molecular function (GO): protein binding
Source: RefSeq, a predicted model, not a curated record
UGGAACGAGGCAGUUUGUUUCUCAUAGUUAUAAAUGAGGGAGGCUCGGAAGUAUAAAAAAGAAUCCCUAUAAUAGCGAACCGAUAGCGACCCAAAGACGAGUUGUCAUUCUGCUAAAUCGGAAAGCUAUCACGGCCAAAGGCGAAUGUCUUCUACAAACGUUUUUUCGAAGAUGAUUCAACUCCGAUCGAUUCUUCUUGUUUUUCUAACAAUUUUUCACGAAGAUGUGGCAGCGAUCCUUGAUGUAAUGGUUGCCGGGAAAGAGGUGCAGCGAUUUUUGGACUUCGAUCUAAAUGCAAAUCUUGUCAUCGUCAAGGAUGGACGUAUAUCACCAUUACUACAAAGUCCACAGUUUUCAAAAGUCUGGCCGACCAUCAAGGCAGGCAUCAACGAUCUGGAGUUGAAGUUCCUCUCACCUAAACGGGUAGAGUACCAACUGUCUUUGAAAUCAAGUGAUGAAAAGAUUAUGCCGACUCCUAGAGCAAACAUCCCUUUGAAAGGAAGGGUACCUAGAACGAUGACGACUUUCAAGAUCUACUUCCCAUGCAGUGGUAAAAAGACUGGAGAGGUGAAGUUAUACAUCGACAUAAGAUUCUUCGACUUGCAUUCGAAAAAGCGUCGACUCCCGCCAAUACACAUCCCUCUAAACAGAAAGUGUGUCAAAGAAAAGCCAAAAAUACAGCCUCGUACAGAAACUCGAUCUUGCCAAAAGACAUGUGACAUGGACUCGCUAAAGACAGAAUUCUGCAUUAGCGACUUCGUUGUCAGGGCCAAGAUAGAAAGAAUUGUCAAAGACAAAGGAAAAACAAAGUAUUAUUUGCGAGUGACAAAAAGAUACAAGAGAGGACGCAUCAGAAUCAGAAAGAAGCACCAACCUCUAGAAGUGAAGGGAACAAAACUCAGCUGUGAGUGUCAAAAGUUGAACGUUGGGUAUGUUUAUCUCAUUUUCGGCAGGGAAGAUCGAAGAACUGACACUCUAUUUAUUGAUGAUUAUACGAUCUCGAUGGCGUGGGGAAAGAAAUGCAAAAGGUUUGUCAGGACAAAUCGUAGGCAACUAAACUGUCCACCAAGAUUAGCGUUAAAUGCAAGAUAUCACUGAUGAGAUUGUUUACGGUGCAUUCUAAGGAACCGUGGAGGUCGAGCCAGGUCAGUAAAGCCAAGUCGAUCAAGUCAAUUUGCCAGAAGAAAACGCCAAAUAACCUUGUCUAUGACUAUUUCAAGGCAAGUUUCGUAUGCAACCGGAUGAAAAAGCUACAAAGGACAAGAAACAAAAAACUGUAAAUUUUCGAACGAGAAACAAUGUCUUAAACGGUGAACCCUCUCUGGUGCCUCAUUGUUGAGAACAUCAGACGAAUGAAGGUGCUAUUAAGUGUUUAUGAACAACUUUGCCCUACCUAAGCUUUUCACUUGAUGCUGAAUAAUGUACAGCUCUGAUGUCUUACUCCAUAUUUGUCUGGGAGGAAUUGAUAGCAAAGUAACAAAUCUAUCGUGCUUUCUACGUUUCCUGUACAGUGUCUGUGGAAGGGGGGGGAGGGGUUGGGACUGGAGUUUUAGCCCUAUUAUCAAUCCUAGAAAGUUACGUUUAAUUAUCUACCGAAUUGUCUUCAGCCCUUCCAGUCCAUAAUAUGCUUUGCUAUCUUUGAUGCUUUGCCAUUUGAAGGAAAAUAAAUGAAGACAAGAAGAGUGUAAUCUUUGAUAAAAUAAGGAAAAUAUUACGAGCGUAACUAAACAAGAAAUGAUUCCUGGAUCUCAAAUAUACAGCAUGCACCUAUACAUCAGGCUGUUAGUGUAUUUCACGUACCUAAUUAGCUUGUAUUUGCAAGUAGUCUUUCUUAGAACUUUCUUUCUGUAUUUUCACAGUAUCAGAAAUCAGAUCUUUAUUUAUUAUAUACAUAUUUAUGUAUUUUCUUUUAGAAUAGCAAAAAGAUACACUGUUCAAUAAAAAACUCAAGAAAAUAACAAUUUCUGAUUAACAGAUAAAAAGUAGAUAUAGACGGCUGAAAAAUAUCUUAUGAUCAUUUUUUAUGAUCGAAAUGAUGUCUGCCAGCCUUGUUAUUUCACUCGUUCGGGUUGGCUUAUGUUGUAUUUAUAAGUAAUUUUUUGCUAGAAUUUCUAGUCCAACUGACUUUAGCGAGAUCAGGAUUUUUUCAAGAGAAGAUAUAGAUUUGCUUUUUUAUCUUUAUGUACAGUUUGGCAAUGGAUUUAUGUGCAAUUAAUUAUUAGUGGCUGUAUACAUCGUUAAUCAUUGCACUGACAAAAUGUUUUAUAUUUAAGUAAAUCGAAACAAUCAAUACU